UAAUGUCCCUACUCCCUACUCCAUUGUUUUCCAUAUAAAUUGGACCACAGAGCCAAUUACUUAAUCUCAUCAAACAGAAAAACUCAAGUCAUCAUCUAUUUCUCUAUCAUGUCGAUCAAGAGUGUUGUUUCUCUCCUAGUGGUCGUAUGCAUCGCAGCCUGCGUUAAUGCGCAGCUACCGCAGUUUCCCCCACUCCCAUUCCCAUUCCCGUUUCCAAAUCCAUUCCAGCCAAGUCCUGGUAUGCCAGGACUUCCUAACCCUUUCCAUCCAAACCCCGGUAUGCCAGGAAUGCCCGACAUGACCAAAUGUUGGUCAACAGUGAUGGAUUUGCCAGGAUGCUUUCAAGAGAUUCAACAAGCCGUAAUGACCGGCAAAUUUGGCAGCAUCGGUCCAGCUUGUUGUAAAGCUUUCCUUGACGCUGAAGCUAACUGCACACCGAAUCUUCCAUUCAACCCGUUUUUCCCUCCUAUGAUUAAACAAAAAUGCUCCAAAAAUGCUGCUCCUCCCACCACCGCACAUUAGGAUGCAAAAUGUAGUUGUGUUAAACAUUAUUUUCCAUAUUUUUUUUAGUCGUCCCAGAAUGUUUUAGACAAGAAAAAAAAAAAGAAGAAGAAACAAUGAUCUAAAUCUAAUAAUAAUGUCCCCUUUCCUAUCU
This is a messenger RNA of Arabidopsis lyrata subsp. lyrata, 655 nucleotides long. RefSeq lists its product as uncharacterized. The transcript has a single exon. The coding region runs from base 109 to 522 and encodes 137 amino acids. NCBI's taxonomy places the organism in Eukaryota, Viridiplantae, Streptophyta, Magnoliopsida, Brassicales, Brassicaceae. Gene Ontology annotation, cellular component: vesicle; extracellular region. Gene Ontology annotation, biological process: regulation of double fertilization forming a zygote and endosperm; regulation of protein localization to cell surface; double fertilization forming a zygote and endosperm. The record is from RefSeq and is a predicted model, not a curated record.